Messenger RNA from Coregonus clupeaformis (lake whitefish), 3702 nucleotides. RefSeq names its product RAC-alpha serine/threonine-protein kinase. Bases 279 to 1700 code for a protein of 473 amino acids. The transcript has 14 exons. Gene Ontology annotation, molecular function: protein serine/threonine kinase activity; ATP binding. The record is from RefSeq and is a predicted model, not a curated record. Gene Ontology annotation, biological process: protein phosphorylation. Lineage: Eukaryota; Metazoa; Chordata; Actinopteri; Salmoniformes; Salmonidae.
CAUUGCAGACAAAACGUUUGGGAGGUGUAGUGGAAGAAAAGCGAGAAAAACGGAGUAAAUGAGAGCACUUUUUGUCCAGGUUAUUGAAGGAUUUAUCAGCUAAAUAAAUCGCCGAAACAGCUCAUUAUAAUGCAACGGACACACUAUUGAAAUCCUGUCCAGGUAACUGGUGAAAAGACGACUCCAGGCUCCUGUCCUGGACUGAGCGAAGCACACUUGGGGAACAGAGCUGUGCCUUUCCCUGUCAGAACCCUGGACACACCAACCUGCCCACCAACAUGACCGAUGUAGCGAUAGUGAAGGAGGGAUGGCUGCACAAAAGAGGAGAGUACAUUAAGACCUGGAGGCCCAGGUAUUUUCUGCUCAAGAGUGAUGGUACAUUCAUUGGCUACAAGGAACGACCACAAGAUGUUGACGCGCUUGAAACACCUUUAAAUAACUUCUCAGUAGCACAGUGCCAGCUGAUGAAGACGGAGAGGCCCAAGCCCAACACAUUCAUCAUCCGUUGCCUGCAGUGGACCACUGUUAUUGAGCGCACCUUCCACGUGGAGACCCCCGAGGAGAGGGAAGAAUGGACGAAGGCCAUUGAGGCCGUUGCAGACGGUCUACAGAAACAGGAGGAGGAGAUGAUGGACUCCUCCCCAGACCCAAUGGACAUGGAGAUGUACCUGACCAAACCCAGACUCAAAGUGACUAUGCACGACUUUGAAUACCUCAAACUCCUAGGAAAAGGCACUUUUGGCAAAGUGAUCCUGGUGAAGGAGAAGGCCACGGGACGCUACUAUGCCAUGAAAAUCCUGAAGAAGGAAGUAAUCGUAGCGAAAGAUGAAGUGGCACACACACUCACAGAAAACCGAGUGCUCCAGAAUUCCAAGCAUCCGUUCUUGACGGGCCUGAAAUACUCCUUCCAGACCCAUGACCGGUUGUGUUUCGUCAUGGAGUAUGCGAACGGCGGAGAGCUGUUCUUCCACCUUUCCCGGGACCGGGUGUUCUCGGAGGAGCGGGCGCGGUUCUACGGGGCGGAGAUCGUGUCAGCACUGGACUACCUGCAUGCUGAGAGGAACGUGGUCUACAGAGACCUGAAGCUGGAAAAUCUCAUGCUGGACAAAGACGGACACAUAAAGAUCACUGACUUUGGACUGUGCAAGGAGGGGAUCACAGACGGGGCCACCAUGAAGACCUUCUGUGGGACGCCAGAGUACCUGGCCCCAGAGGUUCUGGAGGACAAUGACUACGGCCGGGCGGUGGACUGGUGGGGUCUGGGCGUGGUCAUGUAUGAAAUGAUGUGCGGUCGGCUGCCCUUCUACAACCAGGACCACGAGAAGCUGUUUGAGCUCAUCCUCAUGGAGGACAUCCGUUUCCCACGCACCCUGGGCCCUGAGGGCAGGUCCCUGCUCUCAGGCCUGCUCAAGAAGGACCCCAAGCAGCGGUUAGGUGGUGGACAGAAUGAUGCUAAGGAGAUCAUGCAGCACAAAUUCUUUGCUGGGAUUGAAUGGCAAGAUGUUUAUGAGAAGAAGCUGGUCCCGCCCUUCAAGCCGCAGGUUACCUCAGAAACGGACACACGGUAUUUUGACGAGGAGUUCACAGCACAGACCAUCACUAUUACGCCGCCCGGACAAGAAGACAGCAUGGAGUCGUUUGACAGCGAACGGAGGCCCCACUUCCCACAGUUCUCCUACUCAGCGAGUGGGACAGCCUAAACACCCCUUCUCAUUUCUCUGGUCCCACCAUUUCCCCUCACCCCACCAGACUGCACAUCCAACUACAUUCGCCCUAUCCUUUUUUUACUUCACCAGUGUCGCAGAUAGUAUUGUUGAACAGACAUUUGCUAUCUGCAGGUUCGGUAAUUAUAUGGGAAAAUACUUCAUACUACACAAAUGAAAAACUGGUUGUUUCUGUGGCUUCUUAAGACUUUUCUAAUGGUGAGAGAUAACACUACAGUGCAUUUCAUGUUUGUCUUGAUGUGUACAGACAGACAAGCUUGAUGUUCAUAAAACCACACUUUAUAGGAAAAGGGUGGCAAUGCAGCAAUGUGGUAUAUCAUUUUAGAAUGAUAAGGCUACACUUUCCUAAACUUCUGUUUGCUUUGCUUCUGUCAGCACCUGUAAUAUUUGUCACAUACUAUUCACAAAGUUAACAUUUGCCCUGAACAUUUUAGGUGACCAUAAGGAUUGUAUCGGAAUUAGCCAUGUAAAAUGUAAAUGUAUUUUGCUGUUCUUUGUUUAAGACAAAGACAUAUUGUGGACCAACAGCAACAACAUUAGAUUACCAAUGACUUAAUUUUCCAUGUAGUGGGAGGUUAAUCUUAUUUAGAUAUUGUUAUCAAGACCUUCACACUACACUAUCACUAUUCGACCAACACUUUGAAACACCUUGGGCUGCCAUUGAAUGUACCCAAUCAAUAAAAUGUAUAAUUCUGCAUACCUAACUGUUGUAGAACAUGGUUGAUUCUCAUAGGACUUCCAUCCCUCAAAAUAACAUUCUUAUCAGACUGUUAGAGCCCCGAAACAUUAUAGAAGAAAGUGAGAAUGACCACUGUCAGAGCGCUGCCACUCCAUAAUCAGUCUAAUGAGAAAUUGUGCAAUACAAUGGCAGACACUUAAAGAACUGAUUCUGAGAGCAGGCAUACAAUGUAAAUGUGUUAAAGCUUGCCAUCACUGAAUCUCAGAACUGUGUCUACACGGUCAAUUGGAUAUCCAUUUGCUGUUGUCCCAUUGAAAAGACAGUUACUCUGGACUAUGUGCUUGGAUCAUGAUGCCUUCCUGUCUGAAUGCUGUGUUCAAAACACUCUCGGCUGCUUCUUUCUGAACUGGCCAGUCAGGUACUGAUCCUUUCUGCCCAAUCAGGGAAUCUUCUCUCUUCUGUCUCCUCUGGGUUGUUCCUCUUCUACAGUAUUGGGUGUUUUCCUCCCAGUGCACUCACUACAGCCUCAAUGAGGUCACUAUAACAACACACACUCCUUUAGGACUUACUCCAUAAACAAGCUGGGCUGUGGUUAAGGGGAAAACAAGUUGAGUCAGCUUUGAUCUCUAUAGGUAGGGAUGAGGAUCCAUUCCUCUGUACAUGGUUCUGAGUUGUUAUUUAUAGAAAACCAGCAAUGAAAAUGAGUUUGACUGUGCCAAUGAUAUGCAAUUUCCUGCCCCAAAACAUGUAUGUAUUUGUACACUUAUUUGUACUUGUUACACUUUGCAGUCGGAAAUGACUGAAUCAGAGCAUAAUCUCUCGAUGUCAAUUCUGAAAGGUGUGAACUAUGAAAGGCUUGUUUACGUAAUUAACCCCCCCUAUACAGAUUGCUGUAGAUAAACUGAGAAUCUUGGAAAUGCUUUUUGGGGAAACUGCGCAAUGAGUGUUUCAAGAAAACUGCAGUGUUUUCAGAUGACUGAUAACUCAAAAGUUAAUCAUAUGUUAUUGAAUGUAAAGGCAUUUUUAUUUUCACCUCAAUUCCUUUUUCUCAAACAAACAAUUGUUCAAUUGUUAGAUUGGAUUAUUGCUUAUUCCUGUGCUCUCACCCUUUGCUGUCACCCUAUGAAAAUUGGGAAAUGACUUUUAUACCUUUCUUUUUCAAAUGUUUGUGCCUGCCCUUUCCCAUUCCUGAAACUGAGGACACCAGCUUUAGUAAACAAAUAAUAUAACCUUUGUACACACUGUUUUUACGGUUUUGUAUUUUCUUUCAAAUUGAUUAUAUAAAAGGUCUUAACUAAA